Pristis pectinata (smalltooth sawfish) is the source of this 4917-nucleotide messenger RNA. RefSeq names its product DNA cross-link repair 1B (gene dclre1b). The record is from RefSeq and is a predicted model, not a curated record. Gene Ontology annotation, molecular function: 5'-3' DNA exonuclease activity; damaged DNA binding. Gene Ontology annotation, biological process: interstrand cross-link repair; protection from non-homologous end joining at telomere; double-strand break repair via nonhomologous end joining. Bases 195 to 1427 code for a protein of 410 amino acids. Lineage: Eukaryota; Metazoa; Chordata; Chondrichthyes; Rhinopristiformes; Pristidae. The transcript has 5 exons.
GCCAUUUCAGGUGUCAAUCAAAGAGAAGCGGAGCGCCGUCUGAAUGGCAAUUAAUGGAAGUGUUCCCCGUGAGAAUUAAGCGGCGGUUAAAAAGAGGCGGGAGAGCGGCAGAGCGGGAGGUCGUUUGUUUAUGUGCUAAGCAUUUUAGCAGUUAAAUUGUCCAUCCCUGUGCUGGUGGUUUAGUGGAGAGCGAAAUGAAUGGUACACUAAUCCCAAACACACCUUUUGCUGUGGAUUUCUGGCAGAUUCGAAAAUGCAGCCACGUCCGUUUGUUCUUCCUGUCCCACUUGCAUAGUGAUCAUACAUCAGGUCUCUCUUCUACCUGGAACAGAUCCAUAUACUGCUCUCCCAUUACUGCUAAGUUGUUGCAAUGGAAGUUUCAGGUGGAAGAAACAUUGAUCCACCCGCUCGAGGUAGGAGAGAGUCACCUCUUGUAUCUUGAUGAAGUUGGAAAAGAGACCAUGACUGUGACAUUGAUUGACAGCAAUCACUGUCCUGGUUCUGUCAUGUUUCUGUUUGAUGGCUACUUUGGCACCAUUCUGUACACAGCAGAUUUCCGUUACACACCCACCAUGUUCUGCAAUUCGCCACUGAGCACAGAAAAAAGAAUAGAUGUUCUCUAUCUGGACAAUACAAACUGUGAUCCUGAGUCUGUGGUGCCUUCCCGUCAAGAAGCUACUGAACAAAUCAAAGAAAUAAUCAACAGUCACCCAGAACACAAUGUUGUAAUCGGUCUGUAUAACUUGGGCAAAGAAUCCUUAUUAAUAGAGCUGGCUCUGGCUUUCAAAACCUGGGUUGUGGUGAGUCCUCGCAGACUUCAGAUGUUUCAACUGCUGAGACUGAGCGACGUGUUCACUUCAGAGGUGGGCGCUGGAAGAAUCCAUGUGGUAGAUCAGAAUGAAAUUAAUCGAUUUAAUAUGAUUAGGUGGAAUCAAACAUGCCCUACAAUUGCCAUUGUUCCUACAAGCCGCAGAAUGAAAGUCACGCACAGAGACAUUCAUGUGGUUCCCUAUUCGGAUCAUUCCUCCUUUCAGGAAUUGCAGGAAUUUGUGGCCAGACUGAAGCCCUAUUCCAUUAUGCCUAUAGUGAAAGGAAAGGCAUGCCAAGCAUACUUCUCCCAGUAUCUUAGUUCGCGUGAUGAGUUGAAGUCAAUCCAAAUUCCAGAAACAGUAGAAAAAUGUAUGAAGAAGAAUUCAAAACACCAUGAUGCACUGCCUCAUCAGUUUUUUAAACCAAGAACUCUGGAUAUUCCACGGGGUGUAGUGUUCGAACCACCAGAGAAAGGAUUGCAUGACUGCAAUGGAGCUGAUUAUCUGUGUACAGAAGAGCUGAGUUGGUGUUAUGCUAGUCUGAAAUCUUUCGAUGCUGUUGUUGAACAAUAUUUUAAGAAGAGGAAUAAACUAAUUGUGAGAAAUACAUUGGACUAGAAUAUGCCAACAGCUGCAUUAUAAAGAGAAUAGAUUUGAAAUGUUUGUUUUACCAGCAAUCACUUUAUGAAAGCGUAAUUAUUCCUCAUCUGCAAUGUCCUAUUAAUUUCAGGGAACUUUCCAAUGGUUUGUGUGGCCAGUACAUUAAUUAUAAUUGGUUAAAAUUUUUGAAAUGCAUCAGCAAUAGCAGUCCAGUAUUUAAAAGCUAACAAAUCGUUCAGGACACAGAAGUUUGUGCAUCUUUCUACUCAUUUUUGAGUAUUCUUUAUCAACAUAACUGAUUUUUCAUCUUAAGUGCUCUGGUGAAUGUGACCAUAUCGGGGUAUAAUUCUGCACUCUACCUUCCCACUCCAUCUUAUCUGCAUGUAUAAUUUCUCAUGGUAGAAAUCUGUUUAAAGACAUUUAGGUACAAACAGAGCAAAAAGAAGCCUACUGUGUUACGUUUGUGUUGUUAUUUCCCUUGUAGAGUACCAAUACAGGCUAUGUACAUUGGAGAAACUACAUCGAGUUUUAAACUUGAGAGUUUCUCAUUAAUAAUUGUUUGGCCAGGAGAUUUGAAACGAAACAUUUUUAGAAAAUGCUAAACAUUGCUUUUAUUCCCCUUUCCAUCUAAUCCAACCAUGUUGCAACUUUGAAGGCAAAUUUGCUCCAUCUGGAAUUGAGCCUUCAUUUAACUCUGUUCAAUUUUUGAUGCUUUUGUUUUUUAUUUAUGGAAUGAAAAAAUCAUUAGGGUAUGGUACAGAGAACUCUGUGCAUCAAAAUGUUAAAAUAUUUCUUGAAGAACCAUUAUCAAUGCUAAGGAGGGGAGUUGGAACUGGUAAUUAAUACAGAUUAAAACAAACAGUAAUAGCAGAGUAAGAUCGAGAGUGCAAGUAAACUAACCACUGUUCCAGUGGGAUAGAUAAUGAGUAUUCGGUGGCCUGCGAGUGCAUUUUUUCUCAAAAGCUUGGCUUUUUGUGGCAGGAGCUGUAUGCAUGCCAAAUUUUUCAUGAUGUGAGUCAGCAUUUUUUCCUGCAGGUUUAAGCUUUCAUCUGAUCACUUGUUUAAUGAUUUUAGAGAGGGAUGUUAAUUUAUAGGGCGGAGGUUUUGUUUUGCAGAUUGGACUGGUGAUAGUAGUAAACAGCAAUUUCAACCAAUGGAAACUAGGUUGAUGGGAAUAGGCUGGGGGGAAUGGGUAGGUAUCAGGGUAUGGGGUGAAAGUGUAAGCAGAAAUUGGAGAAAAACUAGAGAAAGAUAAGAAUUCUUAAAGGUAAAUUAAUAUUACAAAUGGGAUGCAAAAUAUUAGUGAUUUGUAAUAUUUUAAUUUUUCCCAUCCAUAAACAAUGUCAGCAUUACCUUUUGUAUCAGGUUUAUUAACAGCUCUGGCCUGUAUUACAAAGUUUUAACAUGUUCCUUUGUUUUCUUUGUCGCUAACUGCCCUAGUUAAUCUACUAACCAGAUUGCUUGAUAAACAUUGGAAUCCCUGGGCAAUCCUGGCCUCAUCCUAUCAGAGAUGUUCCCUUGUUCUAUCAAUUCCUCCCCCAUCCUCCCUGCAACUUAAACCUGCCUUGUUACUCCUGUUGCCCCUAUUGAGCAAUUUGAUUUUUCAAAUGAUUACCCAAAGGUGUGGAAAAUCAAACUGCAGAUGGUGCAUAUCGGAAAUGAAAACAGAAAAUGCUGGAAACACUCAGCAGGUCAGACAGCAUCUGUGGAAGGAGAAACAAUUAGUUUCAGGUUAAAGACCCUUCGUCAAAACUGGAAAAGAGAGAACAAGUUAGUUUUAAAUUGCAGAGAGUGUUGGUAAAUUGGUUUAUUAUUGUCACGUGUACUGAGGUACAGUGAAAAACUUUGUUUUGCAUGGCAUCCUUACAGAUCAUUUCACUACAAAAGUGUAUUCAGGUAGUACAUGGGAAAACAAUAACAAUGCAGAAUCAUACUAUGGGACCAUUCAAUAGUCUUAUAACAGCGGGAUAGAAGACCUUUGUGGUUUUGUAGGGGAAUAGCACAGGAGUUGAGGCUGGCCUAGAUCAGCCAUGAUCAUAUUGAAUGGUGGGGCAGGCCUGAGGGCCCUGGUGACCUACUCCUCCUCCUGUUUUCUUGUGUUCUUUGUUUCAUCUGUCUGGUUGAUUAUGUUCCUCAUAUACUUGGCGAACCAUCCCAGAACAUCUUAUGGUCAUGUCACAUUUACUAUGUCUCAGUACUGAACAGAUAUAUCCAUAACAUGUACACGUUGAGGAACCAAUCAUUGUCUAUAAAUACAAUGGUUAGUUUCCAGGAGAACGUGCAUGUUCUAACAGAGAGUAGUCUUUGUUUACAAAGCUGCAUUCUGUGAUUUCAAUGUGGAUUUCUGCUUUUAAGUAUCAAUAAAAAAACUGGUUUUACAAUAGAGUGUAGACAUUUAAUGGAAGCAUUUUGAAGCUGGUACUUGCUUUUUAUCAACACGAUUCCACCACUAGACACAUUCUUUCCCCUUCCCACCCAGCAUUCCAAAAUGACCACUCCCUCCUCAAAUCUUGGUGUAUUUUUUGCUCUGCACCAGCUACUCCCCUUCUCAGGGCACUUUCUCAUUAAACACAUGCUCUUCCUUCUGUCCAAGGACCCAAACAGCCCUUUCAGGCGAAGCAGCAAUUCAUUUGCACUUUUUCCAAUCUAGUGUAUUGUAUUUGGUGCUCAUGGUGUACUCUCUUCUACCUUGGAGAAAACAAACACAGAUUAGCUGACAGCUUUGAGGCGCACAUUUCUUCAGUCCACAAGGGUUUACCUUGUACUUCCAGUUACCUGGCACUUUGAGUCUCCAUUCCACACUCAUUCUGCCCUAAUUGUGAUUCUCCCUUGAACAUUCAUCAUUAAUCUAUCAAGCAGACAGCUUCCUAAACUCUGGAAUUGCCUCACCAACCCAGGAUCGCCCUAUCUGAGAUAUUCCUUUGUCCCAGCCACCUUCUGUCAAAUUAAAAUGUCAGUGGUACCCCACUUAGUGUGAUGCCACACAGUGCUGUUUUGUAUAAUGUGUUUGGGCCAAGGAAGAGGACUUAAUACAGAAAAAUAUAAAAAUGAAAUAAAAUCAUCAUAACUCAUUUAACCUUGCUGAACUGGUCCCACCUGCUUGCUGAAGACAACAAUCUUGUUCAUGUUCAUCUGUCUAAUAAGAGCACACUGCACCAAAGAGAAUGAGGUAUGUGAAUUACCACUUGGCCAUUGAGAGUGGUGGACAAUGUUUUUGCCCAACCAGUGAGAAUUUGGUAUCAUUUUGUGACCUAUUAUUAUAGACUAGGCUAUUAUGUGUGGAUAGAAGAGAAAGGAAAAGAAAUUUUACCUUUUAAUCAGCUUUUGUCAUAAGUUUAGGUCUAUACAAUAAGUCCAUGUCAGGCAUAGGGAUUUGUAUAGAUAGGUACUUAAUGGCCUGCAUGGAAUUCUGAGUUUUUUUCAAGUCUCAUGAAGGCCUCAUUCUGUCUUGUCUUUGACUUUUUCCAGCACUAGAUGCUUUCAAGAUCUCUGCUCUCCUCCAAUCAGA